UUUAAAACAGCUUAUGUGUACUAAAACCGUGUAUAUACGAUUCUAAUAUAUUUUUACUGAUAUAUUUACUGAUUUAUUAUCGAUUAACGAGCUCUGAAUAUUCUCCUCCAUCCUUUGAAUUAUCAUUAAACGACGCUCCUCAUAAUAAAAAGAAAUUCCACAACAUAGCCACUGGAUGGCGCCAAACGUACCGAACACAAACUUUGCGACAACGCGCGACAGUUUUGGUAAAGCUUUCCGGCUGAUUUGCGGCAGCGGCGCUCAGCUUCCACAUGGCAGUGUGUGCUCGUUUACUGUAGAGUCUCUCGGUUCGGUAGUGUUGUAGUUAUUUAUUUAUUUAUAAACGUAACGCGAUGGGAAAGUCGAAGAACGCGAGGUUUAAGCGCGCGCAGUUCGCACCGGAUGGACCUCCGGUGAAAGCUAUGAAACGCGCCGCUGAAGAUGAAGAUGAAGAUGAUGUGGUUGAGUCUCCGCAUGCAGAAUUACUUGAAAAACUGCAGAGUCCGAGUGCAGACAUACGCGAGUACGCGUGUGCGAGUAUUUCCCGAGUGGUUCAGCAGAGUCAGACGAUCCCGGGCUUCCUGCACCGAGACGCAGUGAGGAGGUUAGCGCCGCUUCUUCUGGACAGCAGCCUGGCGGUCAGAGAGACGGCAACCGGAGCGCUCAGGAACCUGAGUGCGUGUGGAGGAGCGGAGGUGUGUGAGAACAUGGUGAGGCAGGACGUCCUCACUCCUCUCACCGCUCUGCUGAACGAGUGCCGUAUGGGGGUGCAGAUGAGCUCCAGUCCCGUGAAGAAGGACCAGAAACCGACAGUCGAGGAUGUUGCGAAUGAAGCUGUGAAUCUACUCUGGAAUCUCUGUGAGAGCAGCAGUACAGCAGUGUCGGUGUUUAAUGGAGCGAGACUUCUGGAUGUUCUGUUGCCGUACAUUGAGAAACAUCCACACAACAUCCAGCUCGCUUUAUCAGCAGCACACUGCUUGCACACAGUGACCGAGGAUAACGCCGAGCUGGCAGGAAGUGUAAACGGUGCCGUUUUGACCGCUUUAGAGAACGUGUUGCUCUCCACACACUCCAGUAUGGAACACGUUCUCUUACGCACUCUGGCUGCAGGAACCGUGUGGAACCUGAAGAGCUGUCUGUCCUCCACCCGUCAGGCCGAGGCCGUCUCUGCCGUGGUGAAGACGCUGGCGCAUUGUCUCAGUCUGGACGCCGGAGCGCUGAUCCCAGACCUGUGGCAGAGCGAGGCGAGUCGCCAGGCCAGCGGCGGCACGGCUGAUCCGGAGUCAGCGGGGUUGGAGGAGCCGCAGGCCGGGGCCAGCGUGCAGGAGGAAGAGGAGAUGGACGAGGGAGAGAGAAAGAUGAACAGAGGAAAGAGGAACGGGAAAAAGAUGGAAAAAGAUUUAGCUGCUUUUCUGCCUAGAGACAAACCGGAGCUGAGGGAAGCUGUAGCACUACUGACAGCACAGCAAACGUCACAGGAGAUCAUUGUCAACAUGUGUUGCUCAGAUGAACCCUCCGAUGACGAGUGGGAAGAGAUGUCAAGCAGUGACGAGAGUGAGAUAUGUGCCGACGGUGUGGCAGACGGGAACUCCAGCCUUUUCUCUCCUCUCUGCCUUUCUGCGGAGUUACACACAACACUGCUGAACUACAACAUACCACAGCAGGUCUUGAAGAAAGCGGAGUUUCCCAGCCAGGCCGCUGUGGAGAUUUGCGCCAGGGAUCCAGCGUGGAAGUGCCUCGUUAAGAAAAUGCAGCGGGUGCAGUGUCGGGCUCUGACGUGUCUCCAUAACAUGCUGGCUGUGAUGGACGUGGAGAGUUUGGGUGGAGCUGCAGGACUGCAGGCCGUCGCUCAGCACCUCUCGUCUCUGAUCUUUAGCUCGGCAGAAGUUUUGAAGGAUGAGGAGUUCUUGGACGCCGUAACCAGUGCCAUGCGCUCGCUGCUCCAAAUAAUGGCCUCCAAAAAUAUCCCUCAGUGUAUGAGCCCUCAGCAGUUGAUGAGCGUGUGUGAAGUAGCAGUGCAGUGUGAUGUGUUGAGUGUGAGGGUGAACGCUCUGGCCAUCCUGGGCAUCACAGGAAGCACGCUGGCUAAAGACAAGGGAUCUGCUGAGACCCUGCAGCUGAUCGGAAACGCACUGCUGAGCGUAGCUUCUAAAGACCUGAAUCUGGUGGCGUGCGGAGAGGCGCUGGACGCUCUGUUCGACGUUUUUGCGGACGGCGAGGAGGCGGAGCGAGCGGCGCAAAACAUCAACCUGCUCGCUGCUCUCAAAUCCCUGCAGCCUGCAUUCACUGCCAAGAUCCGGAAGGAAGGCAGAGGGAAGUACAGCCCGGAUCAGCUGUGCGUCCUGGACAACAUCAAGGUGAACCUGCGACGGUUCAUCGGUUACCUGGAGUCGCUGCGGAAGAAAUAGGACGCCGGAAUCAGGCACGACAGACUUAAAUUGAAUGUCAGGUUUUGGCGUUUAAAGCUCUAAUCAGGAAGCUGUGGAACUGGCAGGCCAGUUUUUUUUUUGUUGUUUUGUUUUUUUUUCCGUGUGACUGUAAUUACUGAGAACACCAGCACGUGCACUCUUUAUUCUAGAUUUGAGUGGCGGUUCAUUUUCAAAAAUAUGGUUAGUGUAUUAAAUAAUACCCUAGUCCAAGAGAUAAAAUAUUACUCAGGGUGUUCUGUAUCAGCGUCAGUGUAAUCACCUGUUUACUUUCGGCGUAGAGAUAUUUCCGGUAUUAUAUCCCUCCCUUACUUUGGUCACUCGGGUAGAUUAAUUAUCGUCAAAGAAAUGAAGGGAAUCGACAAAUUCAAUUAAAUAGUCCGAGGUUUUAUUUAUUUAAUUUUUUUGCUUUUAAUUACUAUAUAAUUUUUUUUUUGCUUGUAUUUUUCUCAAUUAUUAGUCGCUUUGGAUAAAAAAAGCGUCUUCUAAGUGAAUAAAUGUAAGCGUAAUAUGAUAACACGAGUGAAAUUUCUUUCUUCGUUUUUAACAUCAUGUCUCCGCGUCCACAGAUCUGAUAGAUUUUUUUAUUUAUUUAAUUUUUUUUUUUUUUGCCGUUUACUUUUAAAGCCUAAUACGGUGUGUAUCUAGAAAGUAAAAAAAAAAAAAAAAAACAACGAAAUUACAUACAGUUUUAUUUCCGGAAAUACGUCGAGUGCAAACGUGUACUGUGUAAAAAAAAAUCGGACGCCGGUUUCCGGUUUGGACGUUCCUGAUUGGGUCUUGAAGGACAAACCCGAAUAUUCGUCUGAAAAAAGCGUCUCUCGUUAAUAAAUAUAAAUAUUAAGGUAUAUAUAAAGGUGUUUGAGUGCUUGAUAAAGUCACAAGAGUGGGAAUUAAAAUACCAGAGCUGAUGGGAAUACCUGAGGAUAAUGUGUAAGAGUGAACAGAAACCCGUUCUGUUAUGAGUAUAAAAAGAGCCUUAUGAGUGGUUAUGUCUGAGGUUAUGGAAGCGUUAACGGUGACUAUGUAAGAAAACAUAAGCCGAAAGAUAUCCUAUAUGAUUUUAUAUAUCUGAGUAAGGUAGGACCUUUUUAUUUUCAGCAGUCCCAUUCAACGUUUCAAGAUGAAAUAUGAAAGAGUUUUGCAAAAUAUAUCAAAUGUCCUUUCCUUAACCUUCAGGUAAUGCGCAUGCUUAGUGUCUGGUGUUGCUUCUUUACUUUUCAAAAUCCUUUCCAUAAAUACAUGACCACAUCUUUGUGUAUCUGCUUCACACAUCAUUAAUCUGAUUUAUACUACAGCGCUGCUGAGUUCUCUCAGGUGUUAUCCGUAACUAUAAAUGGAUAAAAAAACGGCUGGCGUGAUGAUGUCCGAGAAAUAAAACGUAUAGUCGCCGCCAGAUCGCUGUCGUAACCGAAUAAACACCGUCGGGGUGGAAACGGUAAUUCAGCUGAUUGUUUUCCUGAAACAGCACGCCAUGGAGGGGUUUCAUUUUCACUUCAUAUCCUCAUUUGAGGAAAGAGAGUUAAAAAGGUAGUAAUAUAAUUUCACUAUGAACUUUUAUGUCAAAUAGAAAGGAUCAUCCAUAUUCACAGCGUUGUUUUUUGUUUGUUUUUUUUAGAUUUCGUAGCUGAAGCAUUCAGUUUGUAGUAAAUAUCUGAAGAUCUGUGCAUAUAUUUGCAGAAUUUAUUCUUUUACUUCUCAUUAACUGCAUUAGGAUGGUAUCUCCUAAACUAAAGAAGCAAACAUCAGACACUAAACAUUAUAGAAAUACAUUUAUCUUCAUGCUCUUGUGUAGAAUUGAUUACACUGAAUUGAUGAUAUCGCUAUUCAAGCGUAAAAAAAGUUUCUUUUAAGUAUAUUGAUUGUUUACUCUCCCAAGACAAUGUAUGGAUUAUUUUUGUUUUUUAUAUAUACAAUACCGUAGCGCUCUGACUGAAAAGGUUUGGUGUGAAUUUUUUUUUGUUUGAUACUUUACAUGAUUAAAGCAUAGUUUAUGAUGAUGAA
Ictalurus furcatus (blue catfish) is the source of this 4430-nucleotide messenger RNA. RefSeq names its product HEAT repeat containing 3 (gene heatr3). The transcript has 15 exons. Gene Ontology annotation, biological process: protein import into nucleus; ribosomal large subunit biogenesis. The coding region runs from base 354 to 2408 and encodes 684 amino acids. The record is from RefSeq and is a predicted model, not a curated record. Lineage: Eukaryota; Metazoa; Chordata; Actinopteri; Siluriformes; Ictaluridae.